Erpetoichthys calabaricus (reedfish) is the source of this 1556-nucleotide messenger RNA. It is a transcript of the gene ak2, whose product is annotated as adenylate kinase 2. Gene Ontology annotation, molecular function: ATP binding; AMP kinase activity. NCBI's taxonomy places the organism in Eukaryota, Metazoa, Chordata, Cladistia, Polypteriformes, Polypteridae. The record is from RefSeq and is a predicted model, not a curated record. The transcript is spliced from 6 exons. Gene Ontology annotation, biological process: ADP biosynthetic process. Gene Ontology annotation, cellular component: cytoplasm; mitochondrion. Bases 124 to 849 code for a protein of 241 amino acids.
AAUUAAAUAGAUUCUGUCGAAAAGAACGAAGGCAGUUUGUUGGCUAAGGUUUUUGUCUUUAGGUUACCUCGUUUAUCCGACAGACAUUUUUUUAAAUUCAAAGUUAAAAACAUAUUACUCGGCAUGGCGCCCAAUUUGCAGCUAGAAGACAAUUACAAAAAACUAAGUAAAGGAAUUCGGGCAAUUUUACUGGGUCCACCGGGAGCAGGAAAAGGCACGCAGGCACCUAAACUGGCAGAUCAAUAUUGCGUGUGUCACCUUGCGACUGGGGAUAUGCUUCGUGCUAUGGUAGCUUCUGGAUCAGAACUGGGAAAGCGAUUAAAGGAAACAAUGGAUUCUGGGAAGCUGGUGAGUGAUGAAAUGGUGGUAGAGCUGAUUGAGAAGAACUUGGAUACACCACAGUGUAAGAAUGGAUUCCUGCUAGAUGGCUUUCCACGUACUGUGAAGCAGGCAGAAAUGUUAGAUGAUUUAAUGGAGAAAAGAACAGAGAAGUUGGAUUCAGUGAUUGAAUUUAAAGUUGAAGAUUCUCUGCUUCUGCGCAGAAUCUGUGGUCGACUUAUUCACACAUCCAGUGGACGCUCCUAUCAUGAGGAAUUCAAUCCACCUAAGGUUGCUAUGAAGGAUGAUGUGACAGGGGAACCUCUGAUAAGGAGAUCUGAUGACAAUGCUGAGACACUGCAAUCUCGACUCAAGGCUUAUCACACUCAGACAACACCACUAGUGCAGUACUACCAAAAGCGAGGAAUCCACACUCCAGUAGAUGCUUCUCAGGCUCCAGAUCUGGUCUUUGCAAGCAUCCUUGCUGCCUUCUCACAAGCCACAUGUAAAGACCUGGUUAUGUUUGUUUAGUGCUCUUAUUUCCUCUCUUCCAAAUGUCAACACCUUUCUUUCACAAAUAACUACGAAUAGUUUGGUUACUAUGUUGUUUGCAAUCAAGAAAGGAAAAUAAAUCACAAACUAAAAUAGCUUGAAGUUUGGACAGCCAAGCUUGUUUUUGGAAUAUGGUACAGAUGAAAUGUGCCUAAGGGGUGUGUGGUGUGUUUGUUGUUUAUUUUUUUUGAAAACUAUAUAAAUAUAAAUACUAUAUUAAGAGACGCAAUGUAAUUUGAGAUGCGAGAGUAACAGAGUGACAUCCAUUAGAAUACAACCCAUUAUGGGUUUAAGUGGUUUUUGGUGUUAUUGUGCAUAAAUUACAUACACAAAAAUAAAUGGCUAUCAUUCUGCUUAUGUAAUAAGAGAUACAAAUGACUGAAAAGUAGAAAGUAGUGAGUGUAACCCUCCAAUUUUUUUAAAGAGAAAAUAUAUGAUUUAAAAUGUUUGUUUACACCAGUAUCAACUAAAUAAAACAAAAAAAAAAUUGGCGCUUUAGGGAUUUCUGUCCAAAAAACUGGAUUUUACGGUAUAUAACCAAGACCUUUUAUUUUGCAGAACCGUGGAAUCAGUUUUGUUUUAUGCUCCAAUCUAUCAGAUAUCAUUGUACGAAGUUCAGAUAGCAUAUCCCUUAACAUUGCAAAGUUAUACUGCUUGGUGCAAGGCGUCCCCCAUUUUAGAAGCAU